GUACAUAGGGUAGAAAGAAUUCCUUGCAAUGAUGUGGCCAUGCUGCUGUCCGCAUUUGAAAGACUCUAGUAUCUGUGUUUUACCACAAUUAAGGGGUGAUUGACGCAUUGUUUACCGACGUGUUCGACUUGAAAGGACGUACAGACUGUAGACGUGAUGUCUGUCUGGCCAGUUGUACUUAAAACCAGACUGCUAUGAGCUCGUGUUAUUUGGGAUUUAAACACUUGGCCCUGCUUCGGCGAUCAAUACAGAUGCCGCAUCAGUGCGUAUUCGCAGCUCCGCAUUGCAUUGCGUUCAUCGUUUGGACAGUUGCCGUACUCUCUCUGGGUGUAAUAGUGUUUCGCGUGGAGCUGACGUGAGAAAAGAAGGAGGACAAGUGCGAUUUGUUUGUUGUUUUGUCCUUAGUAUGGAUGUUGUCAUCUGACCACGGCGGCGACAGCACAAUGUCCAGCAACAGUGGAACUAAGAGCCCGACUGCCUUAAUCACUAAUCCUCACCUCAAGAAAGUUUUGAAGACAUAUGCGCAGACCGCCAUGAGUAGCUUGAGUGGGCCGGGAAGUUUCCAGAAUGCAUGGAGCACUUCAGAUGGUAAGAUGAUCACCACGUCGACGAGCACCAGUAAUACUUCAGGAGGUCGCGCGGUCAUCCAUCCUCCGACGCCCUCGUCGAUAAUCAAGUCACCGAAGCCAGUCGGACGAAAGGACAGCGUGUCCGACAAGGAAUUUAUCGCUACUGCAGCCCAUCAGCCACCGUUUCCCAUUCAGCCGGCACCCAUUUUUUUCCAACCGGAGCAGACUUCCAGUGAGCGUUCUGAGACCAUUUUCGAGGGUCAUAAUAUAUCAUAUUUUUGUGUUGGUGGGGAAAAGCGGUUGUGUCUACCGCAAUUAUUGAACACAGUGUUAUCGACACGUUCUCUGGAGGAAAUUAAUGCUGUAUGUGAGGAACUGCGCAUUUAUCUGCCGCAGUGUACCGGAGCACAGUUGGACUGCCUUAAGGCUUCUACGAUUCUUCCAUCCAGUGCACCUAGCUGUGGUUUGAUCACGUUAACGGACGCUGAGCGCCUGUGCGGUGCACUAAUGCAUCGUAAGCCUGAUCAUCGCUUUCAGAUUGCUAAUAGGGAGAAAUGCCGCCAUUUUCCCAUCGUGCACCGGAGUUUCGGAGAGAUUCGCGGUGAAUGCUUUCUGGACUUGUACGUUAAUCCCGAUGCGCCUUGCAUUGAGUGCCAGGACCGGGACUGUCGUGGACUCUUUUCACCACGCCACUUUGUUGUGCACACACAUCCACGAUCAAUGGAGCAGGGUGUGUGCCAUUGGGGCUUCGAUUCUGCUCGCUGGAGACACUAUGUAUUGAUCCCGGAAGAGGAAGAGAUCGGCCAGGACGCUCACAGUCGGUGCAGGGUGCUACUGGAAGAACUGAAGAGUAAAUCAUUCGAUGACGCCGGCAAUGUACAGACAAAGCGCACUAUGAGCUUCUCGGGAAAAAUUGGAUCGGAUGAUGAACAUGCUCGAACUCCAAGUAAAAGAAUCAAAAUCGAGGAAGCCAUAUAUCCACAUGGAGGCGGCUUGCUUGGUCCAGUUGCCUGGUAUAUUCCACAGUUUUCACGGAGUGCUAAUGCCCCUCCUGGUCUGAUCACAUCACCUAAUGAUCUGUCAGCGAAAUUUACGACACAGGCUGUGAUUCCAGUCAAUAAUGUGGCCGUUGACAGUCCAAAUACACCGCAAAUUCCGGCAUACUUGAACCAUGGUCCCCCGAUUAUCGUUAAUCCGGAGCGAAUCAUUUUGGCAUCGACUUAUGAGAAGGAUGAUGAGAAACUGCAGCCUAAUGUGGCGUUGGUGCCGCCGGUCACACGGCCCAAGUCAGUUAUCCAGCGCAAAGCGGAACCGGUGACAGCCGUGUCCACGACGACGUCAACAGCAUUCACCAGCAUCGGCCGCAGAUGCGGCGAGGCGGAUGCUCUGGGGAGCAUGGAUUGUGAUAACUCAUGCAUGCCUUCAACAUCAUCCCGUGAUCAGGGCCCGGAUGCAAUGGCGCAGGCGCCGUCAGCGACGCCAAAGAAAAGUGGCACAGCGCGCUCAGAGUCGGAUGAUGAGACAUCUUCCAGCUCGACGCUAUCCAUUGAUUUCUGUCAGGAAAGCGCAAUUCUAGAAGAGGACGAGGAAGAUUUGAAUGGUGUUCUGCAGUUUGUGGAUACGGAAUCGAGAGGCCGCAUCGUACAAGGCAUUAAGCGCUUAAAGCAGCGAUAUGGGUCUAUGCUUCUGCAAGCUCAACAUGAUAAAAACAAUUUAGAGAAGGAUCUGCAGUAUUAUAAGGUGAUCCGCAAGGAAAAAGUACGGGAUUUGAAAGUGGCUUUAUCCAGCAGUCAGCAGGAAUGCUCGCAACUGCGGCAUGAGCUGGCCAAGAAAGUCAGUGAAGUGGAACGCUUGCACAGCGACAAAGCCGAUAUGGAGGUGAAAGUGAACAACAGAGAUACCUGUUUGUCGGUCUGCGUUGCUGAGAAAGAGCUUCUUUUGAAGCAUAACCGUGAUCUGGAAACGGAAAACGAGACUUUAAAAGACCAGCUGAAGGCAUUGAAAUUGUCUUCAGAACGUGAAAAGCCGAAAUCACCACCGACUACGUCGAAGAACUGAAAAUGACUGCAAUUUAACUCGCUGAUUUUCGGUUGUUGGGUUACGGUGAUGCCGGCAUGGGGAUGGUAUUUUUGAACAUUGCAAGGGUUUUUUUGGUGACUAGGGUUUCCUUGUUGAAUUUAUUUUGAAUUUCUCUAAUAUCUGCGAACCUAUUCCACGGUCUGUUUUUAAAAAAAUCUUUGGAAGAGGGAUCUUAUAGUCAGUGAAAUUUCGUUUCUUGAUGAACUGAAUGAACGGAUAACAGUCCCGGUUUCGGCACGUUCCAUUACGGAAAAGGUGUCUUCGCUGAUGAACCAAUUGUGUUUGAUGGAUUAAUUUUUCUCUUUUUUAAAUUUAUUACGUUUUUAUCUGCGAUAAAUCGGGGACGGGAAUAUGCGUUUAUCUGUGGUUGUUUUGUUCGUGGUGGAUUAAUGCGGAAACUCCCUCAGUCAGGUCACUGAUUGGAGCAUUUUGUUUCUCUUUGACGCUCAAGCGCAUCCAUCAUUAAGAACACGGACUGGACACAUCAUGCGGUUCCCCCUUGAGCAGUUUGGGUGCGGCUUGGAUAGUUGGAUUGGUGAGUGACAUGGGAAGUGGCAAGAUUGGAAUGUUCCUCGUUUUGAUGGCGGGCCGUAUGUGGCUGGUACGGAUUCACCGUGUAUACACUGUGGACACAAAUGCUGUAUAGUGAAUGCGCUACGGCUGGCUUAUUUGGUGUGUUUGGUGAAUUGUGUGGCGACUGUACAUGCAGCAGUACGGUGACAUUCGUGGCAGCAGCCUGUAAUAUCACGGGAAUUGACUGCGAUAUUCUGGCGAAACGGAGGAGAAACGGGAUUGCGGAGAGGUGCCGAUUAUGAAGGACGACUGUUACAUUGAGGAGCGAGCGUCAGCAUGAGAUCCGAGCUCUGGCUGUUUCUGUUGAUGGUUGUACCUAAACACUUGCACUAAACUACAAUCCAGUAUUAUUUGAAGAGAGAUUUUCUGACAGCGGUCUGUCCUGUGGAUUAGGCUGUUUUUAAAGUUUUUGUCCUUGUUCUCGGGCGCUAUGUGUUUUCCAAGAAUGGCGACUGUGGGAGAGGCAAGAAUGUGUACAGGCCGGUUUCGGUGCGGAUUAGUUGUAGGGAUGCACACCAAAUUCAAUGUUGUUGUUUUUUAAUAUUAUCCGUUUUGUGUAUUACUGUGUGUUUUUGUCGUUUUAUUUUUGAUUCAUUACGCGUAGUCGUACAGAACUGGAUGUUUUAUUCUCAUCAAUAUCUUUUGCCUGGCAGAAUCAUGUUUUCGUGUCAUUAUUCCGGUUACUUUGUUUAUGGUUCUGAUAUUUUAUUGAUUCACUCUUCGGCGUCUGUCGUAUUUGUAAAUACGUUAUUUUUGUUCAUUGGGUUGUUCGCUGUCUUUGUACAUUAUGAAAUGACGUGAAUAAUAAUUAUAUGGAUCUGA
Molecule: messenger RNA, 4043 nt
Organism: Paramacrobiotus metropolitanus
Lineage: Eukaryota; Metazoa; Tardigrada; Eutardigrada; Parachela; Macrobiotidae
Product: ski oncogene-like
Exons: 7
Coding region: 411-2627 (738 amino acids)
Biological process (GO): negative regulation of BMP signaling pathway
Cellular component (GO): nucleus
Molecular function (GO): DNA-binding transcription factor activity, RNA polymerase II-specific; RNA polymerase II cis-regulatory region sequence-specific DNA binding; SMAD binding
Source: RefSeq, a predicted model, not a curated record